This is a messenger RNA of Gossypium raimondii (Peruvian cotton), 2148 nucleotides long. RefSeq lists its product as uncharacterized. Bases 1 to 2148 code for a protein of 715 amino acids. The record is from RefSeq and is a predicted model, not a curated record. NCBI's taxonomy places the organism in Eukaryota, Viridiplantae, Streptophyta, Magnoliopsida, Malvales, Malvaceae. The transcript is spliced from 2 exons.
AUGGGUAUUGUAAAGUUAGAUGAUCCCUCUGGACCAAAUGUAGCAAGGAAUCCGUUACCCGAUCACACGGAUAAAGGGGUAAAUGCGAUAGUUGAGGGUGGAAGUAAGAGAAUUAAGAUAGACGUGAUGGAGGUAAGAACCCCAAUGAAAUGUGUUUGGGAUCAGAUGGUACAUAGGGGUCUAAUCACGCAAGAUUCAGAUGGAAGACCUAAGAGGGCAGGAGCAUACUGUGAGUUCCAUACCAAGGAGGGUCAUAAUAUUCAGGAAUGUAUAGAGUUCAGGACCAUGGUACAAAAUCUGAUGGACAAUAAGGAGAUAGAGUUUUAUGAAGAAGUCAAGGAAUUUGAAGAAAGAGAGGUCUGUGCCUCAGAGGAAGGACCCGUAGAAGGAUAUCAGAAGGUCAAUCACCCAGUGGUGAUUAUUUCACGGUCGAGGAGCAGCGAAGCGGGGAUACAUGAACCAUCGAAAGUCAUAAUCCAAAAGCCUACACCCUUCUCCUAUAAGGAUAGUAAAAAGGUUCUAUGGAAUUAUGAUUGUAACGUGACAAUUUCGGAAGAAGGAAACCCGAUAAACGCUUCAAAGGAGAGUAAUGAUGAUGGCUUCUACACAUGCAGUGGAAGGGAGUAUGUCCCGGCAACGUCAAAAAUAGAGCUUGUGAAAGGAAAAACCUCAGCGGUCGAACAGAAGAAAGAAGGAGCGGUUCGAUCCGAAUCACCUGUCAACAAGCCAGUAACGGAGAAUGAAGCUAGAGAGUUUUUAAAAUUUUUGAAACACAGCGAAUACAGUGUUGUAGAGCAGUUGCAUAAACAGCUGGCUCGUAUUUCGGUACUAGCAUUACUUCUAAGCUCGGAAGCGCAUCGUAGCGCGCUGAUGAAAGUAUUAAAUGAAACUUACGUUGCUGAUGACAUUUCUGUGAACAAGUUAGACCGUUUGGUUGGUAAUAUAGGCACUGAUAAUUUCAUUUCCUUUAGCGACGAUGAAAUACCACCGGGGGGCAUGGGAUCGACCAAAGCCCUACAUAUUACAAUCCACUGUAAGGGGUAUAUGUUGCCGGGGGUAUUAAUUGACAAUGGAUCAGCCCUAAACGUCUUACCCUUAUCCACCUUAAAUAGGCUGCCCGUAGACAGCUCGCGUAUGAAAACGUGCCAGAAUAUGGUAAGGGCUUUCGAUGGUAUUGAGAGAAGAGUAAUGGGAAGGAUUGAAAUUUCUUUUUUGAUCGGCCCAAGCACGUACGAGGUGGAUUUCCUGGUAAUGGACAUCAAGCCUUCUUACAAUUGUCUGUUAGGAAGACCUUGGAUUCAUUCGGGAGGAGCAGUACCGUCAUCGCUUCACCAAAAGCUGAAACUGGUAAUAGACGGCCGGCUAGUGACAAUCAAUACAGAGGAGGAUAUCAUUGCGGUUGUAACUAGUGAUACACCGUACAUAGAGCCAGAAGAAGAAGCAAUUGAAUGUUCAUUCCAAUCUUUGGAAUUCGUAAAUGCAACCUUUGUCGCUGAAGGGAACAAGUUCCCUACACCCAGAAUAUCUAAAACAACGAGGAUGUGCUUACAAAUGAUGGCUGGAAAAGGGGCUAUACCUGGAAAAGGACUUGGAAAAUACCUCCAGGGGAGGGUAGAUGUACCUAGAUUAAUGGACAAACAAGAUCAUUUUGGCUUAGGGUAUGAGCCAGAUGCGAAACAAAAGAGGAAAGAAUUGGAGAAGAAGCGAGAAAGGAGAAAAACGCGUUUGGAUGGAAAAGAGGUUAAAUGGGAGCCCAUGAUAAUCCCUCACAUAUCCAUAACCUUCGUAUCGAGGGGAACUAUUCACUCUAAAUGGAUGACAUCGAGAAAAGGAACCAUAGAAGAAAUAUUGGAGAAUCUGAACAUCAAUGCAAUAUGUGAGGAAGAGGUGACAGAAGGGAAUUCAUCAGGCAUUCGCCCUUAUGAGCCGGGAAGUGUUUUAAAUAAUUGGACUGUUGAGGAGCUCCCUGUAACUUUUAAAGUCAAUUCAGAGUCCCCAGAUAUUAAUGAUAUAAGCAACACUGCUACUAAUCCAGAGUUCCCUUUUGAGCAAGACAUGGGUAUAGAAGAUUCUCAGGAUUUUGAAGACGAUCAAGGUUGUAACUUAUCUCCUGAUUUGUUAAGGAUGGUAGACCAAGAAGAAAAAUAG